Molecule: messenger RNA, 663 nt
Organism: Metarhizium robertsii ARSEF 23
Lineage: Eukaryota; Fungi; Ascomycota; Sordariomycetes; Hypocreales; Clavicipitaceae
Product: NADH-ubiquinone oxidoreductase 23 kDa subunit
Exons: 5
Coding region: 1-663 (220 amino acids)
Biological process (GO): mitochondrial electron transport, NADH to ubiquinone; mitochondrial respiratory chain complex I assembly
Cellular component (GO): membrane
Molecular function (GO): NADH dehydrogenase activity; 4 iron, 4 sulfur cluster binding
Source: RefSeq, a predicted model, not a curated record
AUGCUCGCGCGAAGACAGCUCGCCGGAGCUCCGAGCACCACCAGCUCGCUGGUAGUCGUGGCCAGCCGGCUCAUGGCUGCGCAGCAACACCAGACGCGAGGAUACGCUACACCCGCGGGCCCGCCCCCCAAGAACUUCCGCACGAGCAGGCACACCGAGUGGCCGUGGGACAAGGAGAAGACGCUGGACCGGCUGGGCAAGUACUUCCUCUUGACCGAGAUGGCGAGAGGCAUGUACGUCUUGAUGGAACAGUUCUUCCGACCUCCAUACACCAUCUACUAUCCCUUCGAGAAGGGACCUAUUUCCCCCCGAUUCCGUGGAGAGCAUGCCCUUAGACGGUAUCCUUCUGGCGAAGAGCGCUGUAUCGCGUGCAAGCUGUGCGAGGCUAUCUGCCCUGCCCAGGCCAUCACCAUUGAGGCCGAAGAGCGUGCCGAUGGAUCCCGCCGAACGACCCGCUACGACAUCGACAUGACCAAAUGCAUCUACUGCGGCUUCUGCCAGGAAUCGUGCCCCGUUGACGCUAUUGUGGAGAGCCCCAACGCCGAGUAUGCCACCGAAACGAGAGAAGAGUUGCUGUACAACAAGGAGAAGCUUUUGUCCAACGGAGACAAGUGGGAGCCUGAGCUGGCGGCUGCCAUUCGCGCGGAUGCGCCCUACCGAUAA